Opisthorchis viverrini is the source of this 420-nucleotide messenger RNA. RefSeq lists its product as hypothetical. The transcript is spliced from 2 exons. The record is from RefSeq and is a predicted model, not a curated record. The coding region runs from base 1 to 420 and encodes 139 amino acids. Lineage: Eukaryota; Metazoa; Platyhelminthes; Trematoda; Opisthorchiida; Opisthorchiidae.
AUGGGAGCAAGUCAAAAAAGGGAACUUAUCGGAUGUUGGAGUCCCUUGGUGAAAGUCCAGACGGUGGUAACGUGUUUUCUCCGCAGUUUUGCUGCUGCACGUGUUCCAUGGUUGUCCGUGGACUUGGAGUGCUUGCUCCCUGCGCGCGCGCCAGUGUGUCCUGACUGGGUUCGGUUUCCCUUUAUGGGAGCCCUCGUGGAGGAACCAAAGAGACCUGAUUUUAUAAAGGAAACUACCCACGAGGUUACUGAAAACUCUUCGACAGCCCACGACGGGUUUCGCCUUUCUUGGGGGCUCAUCAGGUGGGCACAGUCCCCGAGUUUCCGUCAACCUUAUGUUCUACUAGAACCCAAAUUGGACUGUUUUCGAGAAAUACACUCAUUUGCAAAUCAAUUGAGUUUUCACGAGAGACUCAACUGA